AUGCAUGGCAUUGUCAUGUUUCGCAGCGAAGAAAGUGUUAAUGCUGUUAUGUCACAACGUUACCAUCAAAUAGAUGGCAAAGAAGUUUUUAUUCAUCGUUCAGUUCCAAAUCAAGGAGCACUGAAAGAUAAUAAAGCAAUUCAGUAUUUGAUUGUUUCCAGUUCAAACAGUCAAUCAUUGGUUGAAUCAGAUAUCAACAACCACUUUUCUCAAUACGAUGCUGAAAUAUUAUCACAAGAAUUCGAUUGGGAUAUUUAUGAUAUUGUUAUGAAUUCAUCCAACAAUGAUCGAGCAUUAUCAACAGAAUGUUGGCUGAAAAAUACCAAUGAUGAAAGAGAAGUGGACAAUUUUGUUCAAAGGAGGAACGGACGAAGCAUCCGAGGAUCAAUCAUUCAAUGUGAGAAAGAAGAAGAUGAAAUAGAAUUCUGUAAUAAAUUUCAAUUUGGUCUGUGUGAAAAAAGUAGUGAUGAAUGUCAUUGGGAACAUAUACCUUGCACAGCAAACGGUACUUGUUCAUCGACUUGUCCUUAUGGUCAUGCAUGCGGAAUGAAGACAGUACACGAUUUUCUGAAUAUGACGAGUACUGACUAUCGAAUCAAAAUCACUGGUUUUCGAACGGAAGUUACACCACAAAAUCUCAAUCAACGAUUAGGUUCAAACAACUAUUAUGUCGAUCGACACCAUGAUCGUAUUGGUUACGUGGUCAAAAUCAAAACUAUGAAAUAUGCUAAACAGUUGAUGACCAAAUGGCAUAAUAAGAACAUCGAUGGUCAGCUAAUUAAAUGUCAGUUGGAACUCAAUCCAAUCUCGUUUGGUCAUCGUCAUCGCUCUCAAUCACGAGCAGCAUCCACUGAUGGAGAAUUGAAACGUAAACGUUGCCGCAGCCGUCCACGAGAUGCUUGCAGUGUCCAAAGCAGUCAAGAAACAUCUGAUCUCGGCGAUAAUGGCAAUAGUUUGUCAAUAACAUUUGACAAUCGAGAAGUGGAUAGAGAUCGUCGUAUUUGUCGCAAAGCUUUUGAUGAUAUUACUCGAACUCCAUCGAAGACUGACCUGCAUCAUGCAAGUUCAUCAGAAAGUAUCUCAUCAUUGAGUACAUCGAUUAAUCAAGCUCCAUUGACCGUACUGAAUUUCAGUCAGGCUGUCAUCAUAUCGACCGGAAGAGAUACAGCAAUUGUAUCAUCAAAACAAAAAUGGUAUCAAGUACCACAAACGAAUGUCAAAAGAUUGAGUUCGACGAUUGAUGGAUCCGGAGUUUGUGCGAUUCUUUUUUGGUUACUGACACAGAUGGAUCCUCGACAUGAGAAUCAUGAACUUCCUCAUCAAAAAGCUCGCGAUAAACUGAAUGACAUGAUUAAAAGUGCUGUCAACUCUACAAAUUUGCAGCAACAGUUGAAAAUGUAUCUGAUGGACACAUUUGAUUGUGCUUUCGGCUAUCCAAACCAUCAUCCAUGGACGAUCAAUGACCUCGAAUGUCGAUUAGAGUCGAUUCAUCAAUUAUUGAUACCAAACGUUCCACAACUGACUACAAUAAGUGCCAUUUUCCAAGAACUGGCAUCGAUCUCCAAUGCAUCACCAAUUCCACCUAUCACAAUCAAUGACACCCAAAGAUAUGCCUUUGAAAAAGCAUCAAAAGCAUUCUGUCAGGCAAAGGAGUACUUCUUACAAGACGGGCAAAAUCAAUUUGAAUGGUCCGAUGGAAAUUGUACAUGGGUUUAUAGUCCGCAUAGUUCGAUCAAUGAAUGUCGCAAUGAUGAUGUACUCACCUAUCAUUCAUUUCGUGGAAGAACGACCAUUACCUAUUCGGUCAUAAUCACAUGUCUAGCAAGUUCUAUUGAAGGAGUUGUGAUGGCAUUAUCUAUUAGCAGUAAUAUCAAUGGUAAAACGAUUCGAAUGCCUAUUGGUCAAUAUUCAACGGCUCAAGAUUAUGCUACAGAUGUACAAGAGAAUUUUAGAACGGAAUUGAAGAAUCUUCUUUUAGCUGUCUACAAAGAACGAAAACCUAUAGAACAUUAA
This is a messenger RNA of Rotaria sp. Silwood1, 2013 nucleotides long. The record is from the annotation of a GenBank genome assembly. Lineage: Eukaryota; Metazoa; Rotifera; Eurotatoria; Philodinida; Philodinidae.